AUGGUUGAGAUGGUGAAGAUCAAGAAGGCGACGAAUCUCCAAGUUACCUUUGCCAAACGCUGGGCUGGCAUUUUCAAGAAGGCGAGUGAAAUUAGCACGCUUUGUGGCGCUGAAGUUGCAGUGAUUAUUUUUUCACCUGCUAAGAAAGUGUUUUUUUUUGUCAAUCCUUCUGUGGAAAAGUUGAUCAAUCGAUUCAGUGGCCUAAUAGAACAACCUCUCUCAGCUAACAGAUGCAUGAUGGAUGCUCAUCGAAAUGCUUGUCUCCAAGGGCUCAACUCACAGCUAAACAAGGUGAUGAAGGAGAAUGCAAGUAAAGCCUGGUGGAUGGGUUCCAUAGAUGACAUGAACCUUUCACAGUUUCAGCAAUUUCAAGCUGCUCUUGAGGAAUUAUACGAGAAUGUUAUAAAAGUCGCCAAAGAAAAAGAUGCUGAAGAGGACAAUAUUAAUCCUAAUUCUGAUGAUCAGCUUUUUCUUGGAAGCUCUUCCAAUGGGACUGGACUUCCAUUUGAAUCUAUCCCCUUAAAUGCUACCGUUGGUCCCAGAAAAAUGGUUAAUCUGAACAUGAAUAGGGUUAAUUCCAACAUGGUUAAUCCAAACGUGAUUAGGCCCAGCAUGAUUAAUCCUAACAUGGUUAAUCCUGCAGCUUAUAUGAAGAUGCUUCGUGACAUGCUCAACAACAAUAUUCCAAACAUUCCCUUGUCCAAUUCCAUGAUUCCCAAUAAUCCAAUCAUGGUCUCUAAUGUCAUGCUUAUCAACAGUAACCCUACAAACAUGAUGCUACCGGCGGCAAAUCUGAUGAUUAAUAAUGAUCAAAACAUGGUUCCAGCCGAUCAUAUGAUGAUGAACAACGACCAGAACAUGAUGGUGGGGGGAUCAGAUGCGAUCAAGGAUUAA
Molecule: messenger RNA, 894 nt
Organism: Carica papaya (papaya)
Lineage: Eukaryota; Viridiplantae; Streptophyta; Magnoliopsida; Brassicales; Caricaceae
Source: RefSeq, a predicted model, not a curated record